Messenger RNA from Caenorhabditis elegans, 1177 nucleotides. The record is from the annotation of a RefSeq genome assembly. NCBI's taxonomy places the organism in Eukaryota, Metazoa, Nematoda, Chromadorea, Rhabditida, Rhabditidae.
UUUCCUCGGUUUUUGGAGCUACCUCAAAAGGCAUUACGCAUCGUUUUCAAACAACUAGACGCUCUUCACAUAUUCGAGUUGUCCCAAAUGUCGACGGAAGUGAUCGCAUUGAUCAACCCUGAUCACCACACAUUCGAUCACAUUGAGGCCAACAUUUCAAGAAAGAAUAAGUCAAUCGCUUGUUACAAUAAUUGGCAGACGAUUCCACCGCUCAAUUUCAACUUCAAUUCAAAACCUGCAAUUUUCAAAAUAUCUGUAAAAUUUGGAGAUCUACGAUUGCCGAUAAACUACGACCCGGAAACGGCUACACAUGCUCCACGGACAAAUAUGAGGACUGCUUACAAUCCUGUCUCGACGUUUUCGCCACGAUUCAGUUGCCGUGGUGAAAUUGCAGUGGUCAAUUUGAACGAAUGUUCCUUGAAAAUGAGACAACACACUGAUCAUCAAAUUUUUAACAAGAACCUCGUGACGAAAUUGUGUGAAGAUGUACAAAGAUUAGGGAGCAACCACGGAAAUCUGCAAUCGUUUUUCCCAGACUAUGUGCUUUUGGAGGGAAUUGUCGCUAACAUUCAUUUCCUUGAAGAGGAAUUUUAUCCGAGCGAGGAAACGUUGUUUUUGCUGUCUGAAACUGCUGAGAAGUUUAAAAAAAAACAUGUUCCAAGAAAACUUUUUUUUUGCAGAUCUUCACCCGAAAUCGUGUGUGUGCAUCAUGGAUGCAAAAUGGGUCACUCUUAACCAUCUCAAGUAGCUCAAAUUUAUUCGACUCGUGCUGUACGAUUCCAAGCUAACAGAAAGAGACGUGAACGAGUUCAUCAAGUUCUGGCUCAAUGGAAAAUGGUUACGAUUGCACAGAUUUGAGAUUCGCCACACUAGUCGAAGAGGAUUUGAUUUAGAAGUUCUGAGAUCGGGAUUAAAUGUGAAGAAAUGGAAUAAAAAUCCCAGAAAUAGAUGUUAUAUAAUGAACUGUCAUCAAAAUCCCUAUGUCUUGAACACACAUAAAGACCUUGAUGUGAUUAAACCUGGCGGACCGCUUGCAACGAUUGUAAAUAGACUUGAUACAUUUCGGUUUAUUGUCUGGCCCGAUCCUCCCAUUGAGCUUAACUAUCGUACAAGAUCUGAUCCUAUUGCUCAUAAUUUCUUUUUAAAUACUUUUUGUAGUGAUGCGGUAGCCCCUUAG